Molecule: messenger RNA, 1416 nt
Organism: Kwoniella botswanensis
Lineage: Eukaryota; Fungi; Basidiomycota; Tremellomycetes; Tremellales; Cryptococcaceae
Exons: 2
Coding region: 1-1416 (471 amino acids)
Biological process (GO): regulation of transcription by RNA polymerase II
Cellular component (GO): chromatin; PcG protein complex; transcription regulator complex
Molecular function (GO): RNA polymerase II cis-regulatory region sequence-specific DNA binding; DNA-binding transcription factor activity, RNA polymerase II-specific
Source: RefSeq, a predicted model, not a curated record
AUGUCAGCUGAGACUUCCCCUCACCUUCCUCCCCACCUCCCACCACCGGGGUAUAAUCAGCACUCCAACCCUCUCACUUCCACCCCUUCCCACAUGUCUCAUCCGCCUACAUUACAUGACUCACCCUACGGUCCAGGAGACACAUCCAUCACCUCGAUAAAGACCGACGAAUCAUCCGUGAACGACUCACCAGCUCCCGUCGCGUCGUCGAAAGGAAAGAACGGAGCAACUGGACCAGCAGAAGGAAAGACGAAACCACACGUCUGUCCAAUCUGUAAUAGAGGAUUCACAACAGGAGGUCAUUUGCAGAGACAUCAUAGAAUUCAUACGGGUGUUAAAGCUUUCAAAUGUCCUUUCCCAGGUUGUGAGACAAAGACUAGCAGGCAGGAUAAUUUGCAGCAACACUAUCGAACCCAUCUUUCACCCACUCUACGUCGUGGUUCUGGCUCAGCUGCUCGAGCCGCCGUCAACGCUGCUAUGGAAGCUGCCGGUCUGAAAUCUUCCUCCCGUGCAUCUCGAAAAUCCAAAGGUUCUGCCGGCGGUACACCUUCCUCCACUGCCAGUGGUGGACACCUCCCUUCACCUUAUGCUACUCCCACAAGUCAAGGUCCAGCUCCCUACGCGCCGUACAUGUACGACCCUCAACAUGGCUAUCCUGCUUAUCCCAUCCCUCCACCUGGUGUCAGUCUCGCUCAAUCCCAAUCAGCUGCUUCCAGUCGAGUCCCUUCACCCGUCAAUGGUCAUUCCUCGGGACAUUCCAGUGUAGGCUCAAUGCCGCCAGCACACCAACAACCUUUCUUCUCUCAACCUUACACUUCACCUUACACCGCUUAUCCCGGAGUACACCAACAGCCUUAUCGAUAUGGACCUGCUGGAGGGAUCCCGUCACCUUACGGUGCACACCCACAUCAUGGACUAUACUCUCCUGGCCUAGCGUCGGAACAUGGUCAACACAUGUACAGUCCUAUGCAGAGUAACUUCCAGACUCAUUCUAGGGAAUCUUCCUAUGGGGUGCUUACACCCGGAUACGGUGGAAACCCAAUGGCCAAUGGUUAUCCACCUCGAACUCAGACUUCCACACCGCUAAGUCAGACUCAUGACGAUUACGGCCGACGACCACCCUCGCCGGGAAGUAUGAAUGGAAGUAGACGAAGGUCACCUCCGCAUGAUAUGCUUGGACAAGGUGUUGUAGAUCCUUCAAGUAUGUCGACGAGAAUGGGUGGUCCACCCGGUAUAGCCGCUUAUGGAGGAGGAGGGGGGUAUGGACAUCACCAUAAUGGUAUGCCACCUUAUGGAUAUGGUCAACCGAUAUCACAACCUCAUUCUAGAAAUCCAUCGGGUCAUAGAGCGAGUGUAUCGAGUUUGUCGGAGGAUGGAUCAGGGAACGGUGGAUCAGAAGGUUCAAAGGGUGAGUAG